UUCAUCUGAGUGUUCUUUUUUCACGCGUCAUGUCUGGAAGAAACAAACAAGUACCGAACAACCACAAGGGGCGCUACACCGAGCCGGUGCCGACCUCUAACCUCGGUGAUAAUGAAGAUGAUUUUCCAGAGUUUGAGGCUUUUGAUGAUCCCACAUCUUUUGGUGAUACCACACCCAGAGGAUAUGCACCUUCAGCCGGAUCUAUGUCGGUGCAGCAUGUCAACAUGCUUCAGCAGAUGAACAAGCCGAGACACUACACCAACGACUACGACAUCUCGAACCUGGUGGUCCGUCGCGGUCAGGAGUUCCAGAUGGAAGUCACCUUCAGCCGCCCGCUGACCAACAGCGACGACUUCCAGGUCGAGUUCCUGAUUG
Anarrhichthys ocellatus (wolf-eel) is the source of this 375-nucleotide messenger RNA. Its product is annotated as coagulation factor XIII A chain-like. The record is from RefSeq and is a predicted model, not a curated record. Gene Ontology annotation, biological process: peptide cross-linking. Lineage: Eukaryota; Metazoa; Chordata; Actinopteri; Perciformes; Anarhichadidae. The annotation marks the transcript as partial. The transcript has 4 exons.